CCCGCCUAUGUCGCAAGUCAGUCCGUGUUGGGCUCAAAAGUCACCGGAGGUGAUACAGGGGUGGGAAAGUAGGGAAAGUGGGACAGCAGAGAGGGCGUGUGGUGUCGUGCACGCGCCUCGGCCUCGGGGAUUUCUCGCGUUCGAUGUCUUGACAACGCGAAGUUUAUCGGGUGGCCCCAUCGUGCGGUAGCAGCGGCACGCGCUUGGAGUGUGCCAGUAUCUUAGGAAAACCUCAGUCAGUGCCAGAUCUGGGCAGCGGGGUUGAGGAAAUGGCAUUUGAGACAGCCGCUGGCGGCGGUGACGCCUGAUCAAGAAUAAAGCAGGAUCUAUAGCGGCUGAAAAUGGUGAAUUCAAGUGUUUUCUCGUCAUGGCAAACGGAACCGGCAGCAUCAUGUUGAAAUGCGUGGUGGUCGGCGACGGCGCCGUGGGAAAAACUUGUCUGUUGAUGAGCUAUGCCAACGACGCCUUUCCUGAGGAGUAUGUGCCUACGGUCUUUGAUCAUUAUGCAGUGAGUGUGACGGUUGGAGGAAAACAAUACCUGCUGGGGCUGUAUGACACUGCGGGUCAGGAAGAUUAUGAUCGCCUACGACCCCUGUCCUACCCCAUGACGGAUGUCUUCCUCAUUUGCUUCUCGGUGGUGAAUCCGGCCAGCUUCCAGAAUGUAAGAGAGGAGUGGGUGCCUGAACUUCAGGAGUAUGCACCCAACGUCCCUUACCUGCUCAUUGGCACUCAGAUUGACCUGCGGGAUGAUCCGAAGACUAUUGCCAAGCUGAACGAUGUGAAAGAAAAGCCGAUUGUGACAGAACAAGGCCAAAAGCUAGCAAAGGAGAUUGGUGCCUGCUGUUAUGUCGAAUGCUCGGCACUGACGCAAAAAGGUUUGAAGACGGUGUUCGACGAGGCCAUUAUAGCCAUUCUGGCCCCAAAGAAAGGAGCACUCAAGCGAAGACUUGGCCCACGUUGCAUCAACUGUUGCCUGAUCACAUGAGGAGGACUGAGAAGAGAAUAAGGACUCAAAACAGUUAUUGGUGAUGCCUGACUGGACAACCUGACUGGAAGCAAUGAAAAAAAACCUAUUAAUAGAGAUUCCUAGUCGAAGUUAUGAAAAGAACACCUUUCAAAAACAAUGUGUUCUUCAGGGACAUUUAACACAAGAACACUAAACAUCAAGAUGGCUUACACAUCGAAAAUGGUUAAAGAUUGUAAUUUAUUAAAUUCACAAGCACAGAGAAUAGAAAAUGAAAGAAAUCCGGUAGAGGAAGACGUUUGAGAGUCUUUCAUGAUGACUGAAAACAAUCUGCUUUUCAUGUCUGGCUCUGUAAGCACAAGUUUACUUUGAGGGUUGAAACCCAGACAGCCUCAACAGCACAACCAAACCCAUGUGUCAUUUACAGAAGUGAGACUUUAUUUAACUUCAAAAAGGGAAAUAUCGUGUCUCUAUUUGAGUUGCAAAAUUUACAUUUUAUAAAAGCUUACUGUCGGUAAUCACUAUCAUUUCUGAAAUAAAGAGGAAUCAUGAAGUCCA
Molecule: messenger RNA, 1522 nt
Organism: Misgurnus anguillicaudatus (oriental weatherfish)
Lineage: Eukaryota; Metazoa; Chordata; Actinopteri; Cypriniformes; Cobitidae
Gene: rhoq
Product: ras homolog family member Q
Biological process (GO): small GTPase-mediated signal transduction
Molecular function (GO): GTP binding; GTPase activity
Source: RefSeq, a predicted model, not a curated record